AUGCUUCUCUACAUUGUUGUAGCUCUACUGAUUUGUUGCCUUCUCAGAUACUUACGACAAAAAGCUCUUGUUCCGGAUGCUUACAAGAAAACUGUUUUUAUUACUGGUUGUGAUACCGGAUUUGGUCGUUUGUUGGUCAAACGACUGUUGGAUGUCCAGGUGACAGUAUUUGCUGGAUGUUAUACAUCUAAGGGAGAAGCAGAAGUUGUUGCCGAAAACAGUGACUGCUCAAAUCUGUUCACAUUACCCAUUGAUGUUACUGACGACAACUCCGUUACAGAAGCUUACAAAUUUAUCUCCAGAACUUUGCAGUCUCGAUUAUGGGGAAUUGUGAAUAAUGCUGGUAUAUUUAGCGCUUAUGGACCAGACGACUGGCUUUCCAUUGAAGAAUAUCAGAAGUCGAUGAGCGUCAAUUUUUUCGGUUCUGUUAGGAUGAAAUUUUUAACCGGCUGUUCAAAAUCGUCACAAAUUUGCUUGCAGGAAAGUCAUGGACGUAUAGUUACUAUGGCAUCUGUUUCCGGUAGAAUUCAUAGUCUGUAUAUGGCUCCUUAUACAGCUGCAAAGUUCGCACUUGAGGGAUAUAUGGACUGUCUCAGGCUUGAACUUAGUCGGUUUGGUGUAACCGUACAUAUCAUUGAACCUGGUGCUUUUCGUACGACACUGCUUGACGAGAAAGUGUGGGAUCGGCUACCACUGAAUGUACAAACAGAAUAUGGCAAGCAAUAUGUGGUGAAAGAAAUGUUCCAUUUAGUUAAAAAAGCAUGGAAUUAUGGAGCUCAACUAGUUGCCAGUAGAAGUUUCCACUACGUUGUUGAUAGCUACUUUCAUGCUCUUCUUGGGCAGUUUCCUCGUGACCGAUACAUAUGUGGCUGGGAUGCCAGAUUUUUAUGGCAACCAUUAAGCAUUUGUCCUUCAGUAGUUCAGGUCUGA
This is a messenger RNA of Enterobius vermicularis (human pinworm), 930 nucleotides long. The record is from the annotation of a GenBank genome assembly. Lineage: Eukaryota; Metazoa; Nematoda; Chromadorea; Rhabditida; Oxyuridae.